This is a messenger RNA of Pogona vitticeps (central bearded dragon), 4644 nucleotides long. The record is from RefSeq and is a predicted model, not a curated record. Lineage: Eukaryota; Metazoa; Chordata; Lepidosauria; Squamata; Agamidae.
AUGCGCCGACAAGAUAUCACCAGGAAACCCGACGGAUUUUAGGACCCAGAAGGUCCUAAAGGGAGGAGGGGGGCUUCGGGAAGUGAAGGCCUCGGAGCUCUGCCAUUCAGCGCCGACGGAGGGGACUUAUUCCGCGUCCCGCGUGGGUAAAGCUGCCGGUUGCCGCGACCCUCUUAUUGUUAAUAACAUAGAAUGAACUACUGGAGAAAGAAGACUGUAAUAUGAUGAUCUACUUUUGAGAUACAUGAAAAUGCCAGCAGAGAGUGAGGCCAAAGCAAAAACCAAGGUUCGUUUUGAAGAAAUAUUCAGAAGUCAUGCUGCCUUAACCAAUAAAAAUAAAUCUAAGAAGAAACAAUUAAGUGUUCCAGAGAAUAUUGUGCUUGAGACAUUAACAAAUCAACUUGAUCCUUCCAAAGAAGGUGAAAAUAAUGAAGUAAAUAUAAACAGCGCAUAUAAUCCAGAGGAAACCAAUCCACAGUUUACAAAAAACAAGCUUGGAAACAAAGCCUUGAUUCCAGAAAAAAUAAGUAAUAAUGUUGUUAGUGCAGAGGAGAGCAAGCAAAAGAAGUCUAAGAACAAGAAGAAAAAGACGGAAUUGCCAGAACAACUUAAUGAGGAAGAACAGCUAUGUGAGACUGAGUUGAACAGUUUUGAAAAACAGAUUCAUGUUUUUUCAAAGAAAAAAGCAAAAAGUAUAUUACAGGCAGAUUCACUUCAUCAAAAAGAGGACAGCAACAUAAAAGGUGCCUUGAACGGAGUGAGGGUUAUAUCUGAAUUAGAUGAGGAGGAACAGCUCAUCCAAGCCUAUGAACAGCAAGUGGCUGAGGAAGAAGCAAAUGCAAUUAAGAAGAAAAUUAAAAAGAAACUUAAGGAACAGAUGUCUGAAUUCACCUCCGGUGUUCAAAGCCAUGAAGUGGUAUUGAACAAUGAAGUGAGCAAAAAGAAGAAAAAGAAAAAAGAGGUACCAGUUAUAUCUGAAGCUCAAACAAGUGGCCCAGAGGAAGAAAGUAAUGGCAAAAAUAGGUCACUGGAAAGACCACUCAUAUCAAAGUUUAAAGAAGAUGUGGUAACAGAGGAACAGGAGUUGGUGGAGCAGACUGAACAACGAAAAUCUAAAGGAAAGAAGUCAAAAAGGAAAUCCAAAAAAGCACUUGAAGAUGAUCAAGAAAACGCUGAUGAAAAAUUAUCACAGGUGGCUUCUGGAACUGUUUCAGCAGAACCAAAGCCUGCUUUCGAUGAUAGCCUUGUUUUAGGUGUUUAUAUUCAUCGAACUGAUAGGCUUAAAACUGACCUUAUGGUGUCACAUCCCAUGGUCAAGAUUCAUGUGGUUGAUCAGAAAACUGGCUUAUAUGUCAAGAAAGAGAAUAGCAGCCGGCCAGUGUCAUCGUUCUAUGAACAAGAGACAGUUGGACAUAUUCUCCCCAUUAUGACCCAGCCUUAUGAUUUCAAACAAUUUAAAUCAACACUUCCAGAAUGGGAGGAGCAAAUCAUAUUCAAUGAACGGUUUAACUAUUUUAUUCAAGAUGCUGAAGAAAGCCCAAAAGUGAUACUGUUUUUUGAGAUCCUUGAUUUUUUAAGCAUGAAUGAUGCAAAGUCCAAGUAUAAAGGUCAAGCUCAUGAAAGUGGCUUUCGGAAAAUCUGUUGGGCAUUUCUAAAGCUUGUAGGUGCAAAUGGAGUUCUGAAUGUUGGUGGAAAACUCCGUCUUCAGCUGUAUUCUCCUCCAAGGAACAGGUCACAAAUCAGUACUGUGGAAGUUUAUGACUGGUGGGCAAAAUAUCCCAGAAUCCAUUAUCCUUCGACGCUCUAUGUAACUGUGAAGGGCAUUAAACUUCCAGAUCAUGUAGACCCUUCUUUACGUUCUAUGAUGGCUGUUCAGCAAGAAUACCAUUCCCCAUCAUUUUUGGACCUGCAAAGUGAAGUAUCCAGAAAGGUUAAUAAUUCUGGACCAAAAGUGGAAAAGCAAGAACCAUUUAAGUGGUCAAAACUUCCAGGACAGGUUUGUCGCAUACCAAACAAGUAUCUGUUUUCCCUGCGAACAGGAGAUAUGGGAUGUUUCUGUAUUAGUUUCUCUGAAGAUGGCAGGACAUUAGCAGCAGGUUGUGCUGGAAGAUAUGGUUAUCCUGUUCUUUUAUAUGAGAUUCCUUCUGGGGAAUUCUUACGAGAAUUUUAUGGACAUCUUAACAUUGUGUAUGAUCUUUGCUGGUCAAAGGAUAAUCAGCAUCUUCUUACUGCAUCCUCAGAUGGCACUGCAAGAAUGUGGAAGAUUGAGGCUCAAAUGACAUCAGCCAUGAAAGUUUUUCCACAUCCUUCGUUUGUCUACACUGCUAAGUACCAUCCAGUGGUUGAAUAUAUAGUAGUAACAGGGUGUUAUGACUCUGUGAUGAGGGUAUGGAAUGCAAAAGUGAAGGAAAUACAUGGGCAGCUUCUACAAGAGUUUGACGGCCACAGAGGUUUUAUCAAUACAUUAUGUUUUGAUGCAGAAGGAUAUCACAUGUUUUCUGGUGAUAGCACGGGGCUAAUAAUUGUUUGGAAUACUUACAUCAAAGAUAAUUCUCAAUCACUGAUCCAACAUUGGGGCAUUGAUAAGGAAGUAAAAAGUGAUGACAUUAAAGUGAUGACACCAAUCAAUCACUUGGAAGUUCAUCCAAAUGGAAGACGUUUAUUGAUCCAUGCCAGGGACAGUACUGUGAGAAUUAUGGAUCUCCGAAUCAUGGCCACAAAGAAAUACAUUGGUGCAACAAAUUAUCGAGAAAAAAUUUGCAGUACCUUAACACCAUGUGGGACAUUCCUUUUUUCUGGAAGUGAAGAUGGCAAAGCAUAUGUCUGGAAUGCAGAGACAGGUGAUCAAGUAGCUGUAUAUUCAGAUCUUUCCUUCACAUCUCCUCUUCGUGGUGUUGCUUUCCAUCCACAUGAACAUAUGGUGUCAUUUUGUGCCUUUGGUCAAAACCAGCCAAUACUUGUAUACAUUUAUGAUUAUAAAGUUGCCCAGCAGGAUCCUGAGCUGGUAAAAGAUUUUAAUGGAUUACAUUUAUCCAGAUCAUCCAGAGCCCCACAAAUUCUUAACCAUUCUGCUGGUCUUUCUCUACCAAAAGAUUCCAUCAUGUCUCCAGCCGACCGGUUUGCAAGUUUUGCAAGAGUAUCUAUGAGGAUGCAGAAAGUCAAACAAAAGCUGGAGUCCGUUACGGCCAGCUCCACUUCCUUGGUUCCUAGUCCAUCUCAACUUUCUCCACAAUCCAAGUUAAGAUUAGCAGGUGCUCUAGGUGAACAAUGGAGUCCUCUGUAUCCUCUUCCUACUCAAAGUGGAAGCUUUGUCCCAGUGGGAAAUCCUUUUAGCCGAACACCAUCAGCUGGACUGCGCAUGAAUGCUGAAUUGACAGCUGCAGCCUGUGUCAAAGGAGAUACAAGUUCCAUUCCUGUCCAGGAAACAGUAGUGGCUCUUUAUGACUACACAGCGCAUCGAUCAGAUGAGCUAACCUUCCAUUCUAGUGACAUUAUCCAAGUGUUAUACAAAGAUAAUGAUAAAUGGUGGUUUGGCAGCUUGGCGAAUGGACAGCAAGGCUAUUUUCCAGCCAGCUGUGUGGUUGGUGAAACACUAUAUGAAAAACAGUUGUCCCCAGGAGUAGCAGAAGAUUCAGCUCCUUUUCUAUCCAGUGAACUGGGAGAAGUAACAUCACCAGCAAUGCCGGAGAUGCCAGCAGCCAUCAGCAAGUCAGAAGACCAAAGAUUUGUUUCUGAGAAUGACACAGGCUACCUGAACACACAAGGCGCAAAGAGGAAGACAAGGAAGAAAGGCAUACAAACAGAGGAAAAGGAAUACAAGGCAAAUUUAAUUACACUUGACAACUUCCCAUCUAAUGUUGCUGAGGACAAUCCCAAGAAAAACUUGGUGAUGAAGAAAAAGAAAAGGUCUGUCAAGACCACAAAUGCAAGUGGAAUGUCAAAUGAGGCUUUCCAGUUAGACUCUUCUAAUGCAUAGCCUCUGUUUUUUCUUGGAUUAAUGGAAAAAUAUGGAAGUACUAUUUGUCGUGGAAUGAUAUUCUCACAUUGUUGAGGACAGGAAACAUAGAAACAUAAAUUAACCUUGGUAAGUAGAUUAUCACAAUGUUAGGUCAAGGACCUGAAACAAGGAAGAUGUACUGAAUAUUUCACAGAAACUUAAGACAAUUUAAAGCACCAAUUAUGACCUCAGUGUUAUGCUUUGUUUUUGUUUUUUGUUUUUUGAAAGCACCUGAAAAUAUCUAAAGCCUAAUGGCAUAUCCAGUUUUUUCUUAGACCUGUUUCCAUCCGUGAGAUACAAUAGAGGAUAGCUCAUUCAAUGUUGAACUACAAUUGUGGGUAAAGGCAAUAGCAUUGAACUUCAGCUGAAUUAUAACCUAUGAAUUAAAGGAAAACAAUAUUGCCUAGAUGGAUGUAAUGUGCGUCCUACAAAACCUGAUUUUGGUACAAAUAAAGGAACGCAGUAUUUUGUGUGACAAUAAUGAAGGAAUUUCAGAACCGGAAAAAGAAGCUCAAUAUUUCCUUAUUUGUUCUGCUACACAUAUACUUAAGAAAUGAGUCCCACUUUUUUGCAUUUGAAAAUGAAAAAAGUUUAUAUUAAAAAUGAAUGUUCAUAUGAAUAAAUUUCAACCACCUUCACAAAGGACG